Molecule: messenger RNA, 519 nt
Organism: Penicillium brevicompactum
Lineage: Eukaryota; Fungi; Ascomycota; Eurotiomycetes; Eurotiales; Aspergillaceae
Exons: 2
Coding region: 1-519 (172 amino acids)
Source: RefSeq, a predicted model, not a curated record
AUGGCUCUUACAUUCCAAGGAAUAUUUCGCCCGAAAAAGGGUCCUCACCCUGAGCCUGUCCUCAUCGAAGCCCCAGAAAAGGUUUUCUGGAUCUCCAUAGGUCUUCGCACAACAGAUCGGUUCACUUGUGAUCAGGACUUGUACGAGACCAUUGCAAAAGCUCUCAAGAACCGGGAAAUCCAUAUUCAGCUAGGUGGGGUCCCUGAACAGCUCCAGCAGCGUUUCCGUGUUUCAUUCCCUGUGCACGGUCUGAAAAUUCGCCCUAAUCCGCAGAAGCCUGCAAAGUUCGAUCUGAAGGAUAGUGAGAUUGAAAAGGCAAUCAAACAGGUUGUCAACUAUGUGAACGGCCAACGCAAGUCCAUUUAUGCUAACAGCGUAGUCAUCGAUCGUCAGGAAUUGUUCGGAAUUAGUCCUGAAAUGGAACAGAUAGAUGCGCAAGCAUUCGGGUCAAACUCCGAGCGUCCUCCUCAGGGCUCUGAUUGGUCCCGAAUGUUUGGAGUUAUGGCGUGUUACAGGUAG